UAUUAACUGGUGUGCACAUGCGCAAUAAAAUCAACCCACGUGCUGUCAUAAGGACAAAAUGAAGAUCAAGGUUCUUUGUAGAAACCCAAAGGAUUAUGUCAGGGAGAGCUCUCGCGACAUACACAAGCUGCCCAGAAACCUCAACCCUUCCAUGCACCCACACGAAGCGGCCAGGGAGUACGUGAGAGCCCUCAACGCCACAAAACUCGACAAAGUUUUUGCCAAGCCAUUUAUAGGUAGCCUCUCAGGUCAUACUGACGGUAUUCACUGCAUGUCAAAGCAUCCCAAGAAACUAUCAGUCCUUCUCUCUGGAUCUCAUGACGGUGAGAUCAAAGUAUGGAACAUUGCAUCAAGACGGACCCUGACUACGAUCAGUGCUCACUCUGGGUUUGUUAGAGGCCUGGCAAUGAACAAUGAUGGGUCUCGGUUUGUUUCAGUCGGUGACGAUAGCAUCAUCAAACUCUGGGAGUACCCUGACCACUCGCUCUUUCCUAGUCCCCAUCAACCUCUUUCGACCAUAUUAGGAAGUACGGCCUUCACAAGUGUUGAUCAUCAUCAGUCUGAUCCAAUAUUUGCCACGUGUGGUGACAAGGUUGAGAUUUGGAAUGAGACUCACUCGGAACCCUUGUCGUCUUUCACGUGGGGUCCAGACAACAUCACCCAUGUUAAAUUUAACCCAAUACAGACUAAUCUCCUCUCGUCUUGUGCAGCAGAUAGAUCCAUUGCACUGUAUGACAUACGCCAAUCCUCUCCGCUACAGAAAGUGGUGCUAAGUCUUAAAUCAAAUGCAGUGGCUUGGAACCCAAUGGAAGCGUUUCACUUUACGGCAGCUAACGAAGACGGGAAUCUCUACACUUUUGACAUGCGUUGGCUGAAGAGACCAAAGUGCAUUCACAUGGAUCAUGUUAACGCUGUGCUUGAUGUGGACUAUUCUCCCACAGGGCAGGAAUUCGUGUCCGGUGGAUUUGAUAAAACCGUUCGUAUAUUCCGUGAGGACUGGAAACACAGUCGUGAGGUGUACCACACCAAGAGAAUGCAGAGGAUAUUCAGUGUACGCUGGACAAAUGACUCCACCUACGUCCUCUCGGGCAGCGAUGACAUGAACAUCAGGAUAUGGAAGGCAAGGGCUUCACAGAAACUGGGCAAGUUGACGAAUCGGGAACAAAAGUCACUUGAUUAUUUGGAGAAGUUAAAAGAAAAGUAUCAAAGUCAUCCUCAGAUACACAGGAUCGCUCGUCAUCGUAACGUCCCCAGGACUAUAAAAGCAUCUGCUAAGGAAAGGAGGGAGAUACUGCAGGCUAGGAGGAGGAGGAGACAGAAUAUGGUGCAACACAGUGCACCUGGGACAGUGCCUAAGAAGACACUUGCUGAAGAGAAAGUAAUUGAAAUAAUAGAGUAAAGAUGGUUUUGUAUUUAUUGUAUUUUAACUGAUUUUUUGGUUGUAAAGUAUAAAACACACACACACAAAAUUUUAUAAAUUCUAUAAGUUUUAUAAGAACUACUAUUGUUGUCUACUUAAA
This is a messenger RNA of Amphimedon queenslandica, 1520 nucleotides long. Its product is annotated as DDB1- and CUL4-associated factor 13-like. The transcript has a single exon. The record is from RefSeq and is a predicted model, not a curated record. Gene Ontology annotation, molecular function: protein binding. Bases 59 to 1399 code for a protein of 446 amino acids. Gene Ontology annotation, cellular component: small-subunit processome; nucleolus. Lineage: Eukaryota; Metazoa; Porifera; Demospongiae; Haplosclerida; Niphatidae. Gene Ontology annotation, biological process: maturation of SSU-rRNA from tricistronic rRNA transcript (SSU-rRNA, 5.8S rRNA, LSU-rRNA).